Chanos chanos (milkfish) is the source of this 1410-nucleotide messenger RNA. It is a transcript of the gene gabrr3a, whose product is annotated as gamma-aminobutyric acid type A receptor subunit rho3a. The coding region runs from base 1 to 1410 and encodes 469 amino acids. The record is from RefSeq and is a predicted model, not a curated record. Gene Ontology annotation, molecular function: transmembrane signaling receptor activity; extracellular ligand-gated monoatomic ion channel activity. NCBI's taxonomy places the organism in Eukaryota, Metazoa, Chordata, Actinopteri, Gonorynchiformes, Chanidae. The transcript is spliced from 9 exons. Gene Ontology annotation, biological process: monoatomic ion transmembrane transport. Gene Ontology annotation, cellular component: membrane.
AUGAACCUGGUCCUGCUGGCCCUCCGGCUCACAUGCCUGGCCUGCCUGUGGCCGGUCACCCUCCUCAACAGCAGCCGACGCAGGCACAAAGACGUCUACCUGGGCGAGAACACCAGGCAAAAACACGGAGGGCGAAUAGACUUCAGGAUGAAGAAGUCCGACACCACAAAAUCCCUUCUCAUCAAAUCGGAGCAGCUCCUCCGUAUUGAGGAUCAUGACUUCGCCAUGAGGCCAGGGUUCGGAGGCUCAGCCAUUCCAGUGGGCAUUGAUGUACAGGUGGAGAGCAUUGACAGCAUCUCCGAGGUCAACAUGGACUUCACCAUGACCUUGUACCUCCGUCACUACUGGCAAGACGACCGGCUAGCGUUCCCCUCCAGCAAUAACAAGAGCCGGACUUUCGACGCCCGUCUGGUGAAGAAGAUCUGGGUGCCCGACGUUUUCUUCGUCCACUCGAAGCGCUCUUUCAUCCACGACACGACCAUGGAGAACAUCAUGCUGAGGGUCUAUCCCGAUGGAAAUAUUCUCUACAGUGUCAGAGUCACGGUGACCGCUCUCUGCUCCAUGGACUUCAGCAGCUUUCCACUGGACACACAGAACUGUUCUCUGGAGCUGGAGAGCUAUGCGUACAACGAGAACGACCUCAUGCUCUACUGGAAGAACGGGAACGAUUCAUUAAGGACUGACGAGAUUGUGCUCUCGCAGUUUUUUAUUGAAGAAUUCCAGCCUUCCUACGGGCUAGCCUUCUACAGCAGCACGGGCUGGUAUAACAGGCUUUACAUAAACUUCAUCCUCAGAAGACACAUCUUCUUCUUCAUGCUCCAAACUUAUUUUCCCACCAUGCUGAUGGUUAUGCUAUCCUGGGUGUCAUUUUGGAUUGACAGGAGAGCUGUCCCCGCCCGCGUCUCAUUAGGUAUAACCACAGUGCUGACUAUGUCCACUAUUAUUACGGGCGUGUCUGCCUCCAUGCCCCAGGUGUCUUAUGUCAAGGCAGUAGACAUUUAUCUCUGGGCCAGCUUCCUCUUCGUCUUCCUGUCUGUCAUCGAGUACGCUGCCGUCAACUACUUCACCACCGUGGAAGAGAUGAAGAAACUCAAGAGGGGAAAGAUUCCCACCACCUUUAACGCAAGUCAGGCAAUGGCAUUCGACGGCUGUUUCCACGACAACGAGAUCGACCUCACACCUUUCCCGGAGCUCCCGACCACUCCCAGCACGGAACGAGCCGCACCUCCAAGGAGUCCCGCCAACGAGCCACCUCCCACGGAAGGCACGCGGCUCUGGAGGAGGCGUUCGGUCCGCUACAAUAUCAACUACAUCAUGAGCAACAGCUACAUGAUCGACUCUUACUCCCGAAUAAUUUUCCCCGUGGCCUACCUCCUAUUCAACAUCAUAUACUGGUCUUUGUAUUCCUGA